Molecule: messenger RNA, 1858 nt
Organism: Schizophyllum commune H4-8
Lineage: Eukaryota; Fungi; Basidiomycota; Agaricomycetes; Agaricales; Schizophyllaceae
Exons: 4
Coding region: 152-1531 (459 amino acids)
Source: RefSeq, a predicted model, not a curated record
CCUUGACCUUGACCAUCAUCGUCUCUGUUGUUGAUAUCAUCGGCACCCCCAGCUCUACCGAGCGUCAUACGCGCCGUUCCGCCGCCGGAGGGGUUAUACACCACCGAAGUAACGUUCUUGGACAAACAUAUCUCUACAUUAUCGAGCUGAAAUGACAUUGGCAUCUACGUGUAGUCUGCCCCUCUGCUCGUCCUGCACGCGCUCGAUACAGCACAACCCGUCGUACACGCCGAGCCCGCAACUCAACGAAGCGCUGAGACGCGGCUGUGUUCCUGCAGAUGAUUCCCUUCUGGACCGUAUAGCUCGAGCCAAGGAUGCGGAGCAACAAGCGGACGAGAUUGGGCAAGAGCUUGAGCGCCUUGAGGCUCUCGCUGAGACCUUACGAAUGCGCCAACGAGAACUUUCGCAGUUCUCGGCACAACAGCACGGGCUCAUGACACCUAUCCGGCGGCUUCCUGUCGAGCUUCUCGAAAUUAUCCUGCGCUGCGCAUGCGUGGACGACAUUGUCGAAUUUCCCUUCAGCCCGCGCACUGUCUCUGCGCAUGCGAUCAAUGGCGUGUGCCACCUAUGGCGCUCAAUAAUUCAGGAUAGCGGCCUGCUUUGGUCGGCCAAAAUCAGGAUAGACGGAUUCCGGCCGUUUGCCGACGACCGUCAGGAUCGCGAUGCGAGACUCUUCAGGCGCGUCUUAGGCCGUUACUGUCGGCAAUCUGCGCCUGGUCCACUAUCUGUCGAACUCCUUGGCGACCCUAGAGACAUAUGGGCAUCAUGCCUUAACGACAACCUUCGUGCAGCACUGGAAGUGAUAUUUCGCUUCCUUCCAAGAUGGAGGACCGCCAUUCUAUCUAAACAUAUGGUGGACUACCUGCAUACGUAUCUGAAAGCGAACCGGAUCAAGCGGCGACCAGAAAUGCUGGAGGCCGUAGAAGUGGCGCGUGCAGCACCGACGUCGCGGUGUCGGGUCAAGGUCUUCGCCAACGCCACACGCCUUAGAUCAUGGACGCAGCACAUCGACCACUGUCGUUUCCGGCUGCCGUACGCGCAACUCACGUACCUGCACACGUCGUGGCUGUCGUCUCUAACUGUAUGGGAGAUACUCCAGCGUUGUCGCGGGCUGGAAGAGCUGCGCUUGUCUGUGUACAUCGAACCGUCGGUCGAGCGCUGGAGACUGCCGAAGUUUUCCCUCCCGCGGCUCAAGCGCCUCGUCAUGACCGCAGACGAUCCGUAUUCGAUCAGCGACCUCUUUCCGGUACUCGAUGUGCCGCUGCUGGAGGACUUGUGUCUCAACAGAGCCAACUGGCCCGGAGAGGAAUAUCCGGCGAUCGAUGAUGCCUGGGAUUGGCCGGAGCAGGAGUGUCACGACUUCCUCACGCGCUCGGGCUGCAAUCUUCGAAAGUUCGAGCUCAACUAUGUACGCAUAUCGGAGGUCACUCUCUGGCGACUCCGGGAGCGAUUGCCUAGCGCUACUCAGCUUGUCGCCAUGCAUACUCAAGGGCUUUCGGUGCAGGGCCAGAGUAGUCAGGCUUCUGGGUGAGAGCAAACUAUCAAGUUAGUUGGAAGGGCUUUGACUGUGCGUGAAAGCAUCACGAAGGCUUGGCCGAUCUGAUGCGCGGGGAAUACCCCUUGUACUCCGCGCUGGCUUCCGGAACCGCUUUUGUUAUUUGUGGUCAAUCACUCAGAAACACUUAUAUCAUUUGUCAUAAUUGCAAUAGGCGACCGUCGUACUUCUAGGACCAUUGAGAGAAAUUUUUACAGCUUUCGCUCACGUCUGCUAGCUUGUGUGGCACGCACGAGGUCGUCGCGAGCGCGUUUAUACCAAAUACGAUGUGGCGAGCGAGGACGUCAGAGGUGACAGUACGGG